GCAUAUUCGACACAUUUUCGUGCGAUCGUUUCUAUCGGUUGGGGUGUUUAUAACUACGUGUCAACGACGGGCAACGUCGUUUGGAAUGCAUGAUGGUACUGCGCCAGCGUCUUUUGCUGUGCGAACGUAAGGGGAUUAUUGUCGCUCAAGGCCACGUCAAAGUGGCGAUGGUCAUGCGACCCGAUGGCCAGGGCAUAGGUUAUGUCAUGGCCGACGUAGGCAGCGAAAGGAGAGUCAGGGGCAAAGGUGCUCGAAUUCGACACGUCAUAGCGUUGGCCGCUGAAGACGAUCCAGCGAUUGCAAACUUGCGGGGAGCUGGGGCGUUGGGAGCGCACGGAUCGUCGUUUCCGUGUGCCAAAGCCCAACGGACAGGUUGGCGAUGUUGCGGCAUGUUCAGUCGACGAAUUCAGAACCUCGCACCGAAGCAAGUCCCACCGUGGCUCACGAUACAGGUCGGACAAUUGACCCACAAUUGGAAACUUGGACACGAAGAUUGUCAGCCAAGAAUGGAGCACCGAACGCUCUGUAUCUGUGAAAGGCCCUUCGAUGUCGGAGUCAAGGGACAACGAGGCAAGAUCUGCAUCAGCAUUCGUUUGUCCACUGCACAGACAUCCACUGAAAGCGACCGUGGCAUCAUGGCCACCAAUGGGGCCGUACACGCCAUCAUGACCAAGGAGUCCUUCUUCGUCAAUGGAGAACACGAUACCACAAAGAGACACCCACUUUGGUUGUGCAUUGAGCUCGCGCAAGGAUAUUUUCUUCUCGUGCUUUUUAGCAGAUGCUCUUCUGGACGCCCGUAUCAUGAACAGCGACACAGCGCCGACGACGGCUGCGCUCGCCAUCAUCUUUGCCCAAGGCAUAACGUAAAGCGCUACUUUUGAGAGGAACGGUGGGUGACACCAGC
Messenger RNA from Aphanomyces invadans, 904 nucleotides. RefSeq lists its product as hypothetical. Lineage: Eukaryota; Oomycota; Saprolegniomycetes; Saprolegniales; Verrucalvaceae. The coding region runs from base 90 to 881 and encodes 263 amino acids. The transcript has a single exon. The record is from RefSeq and is a predicted model, not a curated record.